AUGUCAGUCUCGACACUCUACGAGAUAUGUUUGACGAGUGUAUUGAAAAAUUCCUUUUUAAAUUUCAUAAAUUUCAAUCAAUUACCGAAUACUUGUUUACGUGAUUUACUUCCGUACUUGUCUCCUGCUGAACUCGAACGUCUCGAUGUAAUUUACGCUCAACGACACAUUCCGAUAAAUGAUCUUUGGCGUCGUCAUUUUGAAUUGAUAUGGUCUUUGUCUCGAGAUGAUAAAGAUUCGUACGACUCGUUGUCUAUUAUCCCAUAUAAACGUCUCUAUUUCGAGUAUCUCUUUCAUGAUACACAAAUUUUACAAUUAGGAAUCUAUGCACAUCUCUCAUCUCUGAAUCAAUCAAAAUCGAUUAUAAAUCUCUCCUUUGUUGAGCAAAUUAAGUACAAUUUAACAAGAGAUUCAAUCGUCUAUUGUUCGAAACGAAGGUUAGAAAAUGAAAAUCAAAGUUUGCUCGUCAUUUGGAAGCAUCAAUGGAAUAAAUAUAUUAAACGCUUCAUCCUUGUACCAAAUGUUUGGAAUUUAGCUGAAAUCGAUCCACUUCUAAUUGAAUGUUUUACUGAGAAUGUCACUGAUAUUGUUCUCAGCGGUUAUCCUACGGAAAAUGAUAUUCACGGCAUGAAAUUUAUUUUAGAUGUCCUUACGCGUGGUCACAUCACAAAUAUUGUACUUAAAUUUCCAUCCUACUGUUUAAUGAACAUUCUAUUACCUUUCUUCAUCUAUCCUCGUUCGUAUUCGCUAUCGUAUCUGUCGACAGGAAAAGAGGCGGAUAUGAAACCAUCGAAUAUUUUCACACAGAGUUACAUUUUACCACGUCGCAACAAGAAAGCUUGUCUAGAAGUACAAAUUCAUUCUACCGACGUCUCGAGCGAUCUCAAAAGAAUCUUAUCGACUCACAAUUCAUUUUUUGAAGAAGAUGACCAACAUUCGAUCGACACGACACGCGCAAUUGUAUCGAACUCUAUGGAUAGUUUACGCGAUUCUAUUGAUCUCUUACCGAGCCCACCGAAUACCGCCGUUCAUGUACAUUCAUCAAUAUUACAAGUUAGAAAUGAUUUACAAGAGCAGCUGAGUUCACAACCAAACAGACCGUCACAAAGCCAUGCACCAGUAAUUGAUUUAAAUCCUAUCAUUAGGUCAAUGAACACCGAAAGACUAACAGCCGAACCAUACGAACGUCUUCGACCGUAUUUAAAUCGUUCGCAAGCACCAUUACGACACUCGAUCUUUCCGCCACUUUUAACCCCUGCUCGUCAUCUAUCCAUUUCGGAGCAAUCAAUCCUCGUCGACAUAUCAACGACGACAACGACGAAUAAUAAUCUGAUAGAGCCAUUUUUUUCUAGUGACAGUAAUUUACACCUACGUCCUGCGAUGGCACUUACAACAACUCCAACAAAGACGAUCCAACCCCGACGAGAAACUAAAACUGCCGAAGAAAAAUAUCUGCUAUUUCAUAUAAGUCCAGAGAAUCAAACAAAUUCGCUGACAAAUCUUUCUGUCUAUUACGUUUCAUCAAUUGAAAGUAUCCAUAUGAUCGCGAUUACUCUGCUAGGUAUGAGUCAACUACAACAUUUGACUCUGGUCAAUUUUGCACUUUAUUCAUCUGAAUUGGAAACAAGUCUAAUCACUCUAUGUACUCGCUCUCAAUUACGAACAUUGCACUUAACAAGUAUUUCCUUAGCGCACGGUGCUAUAGGUUUUCUCUUUCAUUUCUUUCAAAAUCCAAUUCUUAAUCUUAAACGUUUGCGACUCGAAGCAAUAAAAGUUUUUACUUCAAUAAAUCAUAGUAUUCACCUGUCUGACAUUGAACAAGCCACAUUCAAUGCGAAUACUUCAUUAGAGCAAUUCAUCUGGCGAGAACGUCAUAUGCAAUAUAUUCAUAUACGCUUAUUGUAUAAACUAUUACCGAAUAUCAUGUCAAAACUCGAUCGUCUUGAACUUUCGUCUAUCCUUGAAUGUUCUGUUCUCGAUCAAUUUCAAUGGUGUCAAACAUUUCUCCAUCAUAUCGCUGAUAUUCGCCUUCGAAAUUUUCGUAUUCGAUCAAUCAAUCUUGCUCGAUUAUUUCUCACAUUGAAUACUCCCUGUGUUUUAACGAUAUUUCAUUUUGAACGCGUGGGUUUAACAUGGAACAACGAUCAACAAUCUGGUGCUAUAAACGAAGCAUUCACUUCAUUAAUUCUGCACGCUAAACAUCUAACAGAACUCAGUUUAGCCUACAACAAUCUCAAUCAUAAUUUCAUUCAAUGGUUUUGCCAAAUCUUGUUACACAAUGAUAGGGAUGAUCUUCGUAGUCAGAAGACAUCCUGGUGGUCGAUCAUUCACCUAAAUUUGACAUUCAAUCUAAUAUCAAGCGAAUCGAUACGAAGACUUUAUCACGCUUUGAUAGAGUAUAGAGAUCGAUGGCGAAUAAGUGCUUCACCUAUUCGACGAAUAGAUAUUUUAGGUAAUGCGAUUGAAAUGAGAGAAAUUCCGAAUUUAAAGAAACAAUUUAACGCACUGAGUUGCGAUCUUAUCUCGUAUAUGUUGACUUAA
Adineta ricciae is the source of this 2541-nucleotide messenger RNA. Lineage: Eukaryota; Metazoa; Rotifera; Eurotatoria; Adinetida; Adinetidae. The record is from the annotation of a GenBank genome assembly.